CGGCUCCUAUUGGUCUCAGCCAUUGAAUGGUUUUCUCUGCUUUUUUCAGAGAAAAAACGACUAGAGACCUGUUUUUUAAGUCUUUUUGAUGAUGUCGGACAGGGUCCAACAUUGGACCAGGAAGGGAAAAUUGUAAUGUCGGACCUGUUCCGACAUAGGACCGCAAAGGGUUAAAGGUCACUAUGAAAUGCUGCACAAAGCAACAUAUUUUGAGUUUAUUGGAAAUGAAAGAAGCAUUAGAGUCAACUAAAGGUUUUUCUGAAAAUGAGAAGAAAAAAUUAAAGUGCUGUGGAUGCCAUGAACAACACAACCACAGGAAAGGACUUUUUUUAACUUCAAGAAGCCAUGGAAAGUUCAGAAUUACCUUGGAAGAAACUAACUGGGAUUACAACAGAGGGUGCACCAUAUAUGACUGGACAAAAGAGUGGACUGGCUAGCAGAGUGCUGGAAAAAAUUUAAGAAAGAAAUACAGAAGUCCCAAAUUUCUUACACUGGAUUCUGCAUCAACAGGCAUUAUGUGGAAAAGUUGCAGAAUUAGAACAUUGAGCAUUGUUAUCAAGUGUGAGAGAAAAGAAGUUCCAAGUGUCCAGACAGAAGUCAUAAAAAGAAACAGUUGUGUGGACGAUCUGAUGGAUGAGAAGGACAAGGCAAAGAGGGCGUCACGUAACAAGUCUGAGAAGAAGCGACGAGACCAGUUCAAUGUUCUCAUCAAAGAGCUUGGCACGAUGCUUCCAGGAAAUACCCGUAAAAUGGACAAGACCACAGUGCUGGAACGGACCAUUGACUUUCUACAGAAACACAGCGAACUAUCAUCAAAUACCGAAACAACUGUCAUUAACCAAGACUGGAAGCCUUCAUUUCUGAGUAAUGAGGAGUUUACCCAGCUUAUGUUAGAGGCAUUAGACGGCUUUCUCAUUGCAGUAACUACAGAUGGAAAUGUUAUUUAUGUUUCUGACAGUAUUACUCCUCUGCUAGGACAUUUACCGUCCGAUGUUAUGGAUCAGAACUUAUUACAUUUCCUCCCAGAACAAGAACUUUCAGAAGUUUACAAACUGUUAUCCUCACAUUUGUUAGUGAAACAUCCCACCUCUGCAAACUACCUUAACUCUGAAAAUGGCUUGGAGUUCUGUUGUCACCUCCUGCUUGGAAAUCUAGACCCAAAGGAACCUCCAACAUAUGAAUAUAUUAAAUUUGUAGGACAUUUCCGAUCCUUCAACAAUGUGCCUAGUUCCUCCUGCAAUGGCUUUGAUGGGGCUAUUCAGAGGACAUUUAGAUCGGCUGUUGGUGAACAAGUCUGCUAUGUGGCUACUGUUCGACUAGCAACACCUCAGUUUAUAAAGGAAAUGUGUAGAGCUGAAGAGCCCUUUGAAGAGUUUACAUCAAGACACAGUCUGGAGUGGAAGUUUUUAUUCCUUGAUCACAGGGCUCCACCAAUAAUAGGAUAUCUUCCUUUUGAAGUUCUGGGGACUUCUGGGUACGAUUAUUACCAUGUGGAUGACCUGGAGCAACUAGUAAGAUGCCAUGAACACUUGAUGCAGUUUGGAAAGGGAAGAUCUUGCUGCUACAGGUUUCUGACCAAAGGACAGCAGUGGAUCUGGCUGCAGACCCAUUACUAUAUCACCUACCACCAGUGGAACUCCAAGCCAGAGUUCAUCGUGUGCACUCAUGCCGUUGUAAGGAAAAGUAAUUGUUCAUCAGAGAUUUUUUUCCUUAGCGCCAAGGGAGUUCAAACAGAAGGAAGGCAAGGACUCUGUUUGGAUGACAGCCCCACUGAACUUGUUGUCUCGUCUGUACUCAAGCGGCAGGAUUCCAGUUUGGACUCCCAGCAGCACCUGAAUAACACCCUAGAUGUUACCACUUCAUUGCUGAGUAGAAGCCAAACGUCUUCUGUGUCUUCACGGAUCUCCCACAAGUCCUCCCAGACAGCUCUUUCUGAUUCUUCAUCAGCCACCCCAUCAAGGCUCAUUGCAGAGUCCAGCACACCUGCCUUGCUAACUGCUACAGCGGUGCAGCCGGACCUUCCCCAGCAGAGACUGCAAACUGCCUCAAGCCAGGUCUCCAUGGCAACACAAUCAUCAUUAGAUCUGCUGCCUCAGCAGUUCAUGCAACAGCACACAAUGCCAUGCCAGCCUGUACAGAUUGCACAGUUUGGAGCGAUCCAGAAUAUUAAGGACCAGCUGGAGCAGCGAACACGUAUUCUACAGACAAACAUCCGGUGGCAACAGGAGCAACUGCACACAAUUCAGGAGCAGCUCUGCAUUGUCCAGGACUCCAGUAUACAGAUGUUUCUGCAGCCAUCCACAGUCUCCACAGGUUUCAGUAACUUACAGCAGCAUCCCCCUCAGCAUCAGCAGCCGGAGCAGGAGAAAUCGGGGAUAACUGCUCAACAAGUUCACAGCAGCCCACAACUGCAAAGCCAACUGGCAUCUUUACAGAUAGGAAGCCAACACUUGUCUACAUCCCGGCAGAACGUGGGGGAAUCUAAUGUCAAAUCCAGCCAGGUCCAUGAAGAAAACCCAGGGAGAAGUGCAAAUCAAUCUUCAGGCAGUUUAACACCCCACUACAGUAAUCCCAUGAUGCUUCCUCAGACCCCAGCAGUAACUCCCGAGUCACGAGACAACAUCCAGUGUCAUCCAGCAUCUGACUUGAGCCAUGACAGACAACUGAGAAUGUUGCUCAGUCAGCCCAUCCAGCCAAUGAUACCUGGUUCAUGCACUGCCAGGCAACAGUCUCAGGAGCUCAGCAUAUCUGAACAACAAGCAAAGUUCCUUCAGAAUCACCAGUUACACCGAGGUGCAGGAGCCCAGCCAUCUACCAGCACCAGCAACACAUCCUUGGUCUCCACCACAGUCCUCAUAGGCCAAGCAGUAAUGCACCCAGGAUUCACAGUGACACAGCCUAACCAGCCUCAGCAAAUAGCUAUGCAACUCCAGAACCCACAGCAACAAUACCUGCAGCAAAUUCAGUCGAGCAGCACUCUGAACAACGACCAACCAGAUGCUUUGCUCCUGCCUUCAUCUUAUCAACAACAACAGCAAGGUACUCUGGGAUACCACACACAGCAGCACAGACAAGCGACACCAAGACGACAGCCUCACCAAGUCUUCUACCAAAAGAACCUUACUGAACAUAAAGGCCGGGGCCACAUGUAAAACCAUACUGUGGAAACAUCAAUUCACUUUACAAACUUGCAGUGCCACCAAGUAGGCAGUCUAAUCACCAGGUCAUUGUUGAUGUACAGCAAGGGUCUCCAACCCCGGUCCUGGAGAGCGACUGGGUCUUCUGGUUUUCAUUUCAACCGAGUUCUAAGUUACUUAAUUGCACCAAUUGUUGGCUUAAUUAGUCAAGAUCAACAGGUGUUCCAGAUCUUUAGCCACUGAUGAUGUAAAGACACCUAUAAAACCUGCAGGAUAUGGUCUUUCCAGGACCAGGGUUGGAGACCCCUGAUAUACAGAAUUAUAUAAAUUCUCUGCUGAAAAACCCAUUUGAAAGGGGUCAUUUUCACAAGAACUUUUCACAACUGCAUCUUGAAUUAUUUGGCCUAUGCAUGCACUUGUUUUUUUGUUUUUUUAAAUACAGUUGCAUGUAAGCAUUGCAGUGCUGCAGGAGAGUGACCCUGUUAUUAUAUAUUACAAUGAUAAGGGGAGGGGGGCUUUUUAAGUACAAAAAAUAUGAUAUUCUUUUUAUUGCACUACACAUCCAGCACUUACUGAUGUACUGAACUUGUUUAUAGAUGAAUACUGUACUUCUUACCCUUGACAUACUCAAUAUCUAACCAGAAAUAUAUUGCUUCUUCAAGGAGAACCGAACACUGGACAGUUCUGUUUAUGCAAUGUUUGCCGUUAAAGAGGAAAUUAAGCUUUGAUUUUAAAAGAAAACUGUACUGUACCAUGUUUAUCUGUCUAUAUAACAAUUUAGAUGUGUUAUAAAUUCAUCUUAUUGCUUUGAAAUGAUUGUCUCUGCUACCGGUAUCUCAGGUUUAGUUUAGAUUUGUUUUUAAACUCCCAGACCUCACUGAUUACCCUCUUCUAAAUAUAAAAAUGAUUGUUUUUCCUGGUUUUGUCACAUAUCAUUCCAAUAAUCUGAGCCUCAGUGAUAUUGUUCAGAUUUGCUAGCCAGUAUAUUUAGAUUGAAUUAAUUCAGAAAUCAACAAUUACAACCUAUUUUGUCUGUAAAAUUAAAGAGGUUAAAAGAUGUUGGAGGGAGAUGGACAAACCUUUAGAUGGGGAGAGGAAGAGGGUAGAGGUUUCUUACUUAAUUAUGAUCCCCAUUUUGACUUCAUGGAAAACCAAUAAGUGAAUGGCAGCCCAAUGACUUUACCAGCAUGGAAGAGCUUUAUCAAUACUGUAAAAAAAACAUUUUAUUUGUGCGCCAUUCAUUGAAACAUAAAUGGUUGCUAAAUGUGCAAUGUACUGUAUACAAUUUUACUGUCUGUCGCUAAAAAUAAUCUCAUUUUGAGUUUCUUGAAAACCGGCCAACAUAUUGUCUCCAAACAAAUUAAAAAGGGAUUUUAAAAGAACAGAAUGUAUAGUCACAUACUUUCUAUACUACUGCUCCCAUGCAAAUACACUUUUUAAAGUGUCCAAUGGAAGGUGUUUUGAGUCUGUCACAUUGGAAUGUAUACUGUUGGCUGUAGGGCACAAGCACGUGCAACAGCUGGUCAGCACCAUUAAGAAGCUUGAUUCAGCUCGACCCAAAUACAGAGAAAAUAACUAUUUUUGACCUAUUUGCAGUUACUGGUAUUGAAAUAAGCUGAUAAGAAUUCAGGUUGUUUCUUUGAAUAUACUGGUGUACACAGCAACCAGCUUUGUAACUGGUUGACAUUAUUGAGGUUUUAUUUGUCCUAUUUAAUUAAAUAUCCUAAUUAAUUACAUAUUGUUAUUGUUCAAAGCGUAUACAAUAUAGUUUCUGAGUACUAGUAAAAAUAAAUGCUUUAUUAACACGGUAAAUAGGACUAUACACCAUAUUAAGAGCGUUGCAAAUGUAACAAACCAUGGAAAAACACAGUCAGGGAAUGUUAUUUGAAGAAGAUGGGUUUUAAAAAUAACAUCACAAUUUGAGAUUAAUUUCCUCUUUAAUUAAAUGCACUUUUUUGCUUUUCAUGUAAAUGUUUUAUUGAUAUUUGUAGAAAGCUAAAGUUUAUGCAAGUAACAAAAGUGAUAGUUGUGUACUGUACAGUUGUUUUAAUAUAUUACCUAAUUCUGUAUAAAACCAAUUGUAUGGAAUUAUGUGGAUAUUAUUUUGUAUAUGAUACACCAAUUCAUUACACAUAAUAUGAAAGUUUCUUUUUUGUGUAAGUGGACUUUUUGUAAUAAAUGGAAUGAUUUGUAAUAUUUCCUGCAGAGAUAGUCUCAUGUUUUAUGUCACUGGCUUUGCAUAAAUAGCAAUUUCAUUUUUGUUUUGUACUUCUUAUUUUAGAAAAUGUUCAGAAAGGUACCAUAAGCAGAAAAUACAGCAGUUUCAAAGAUUAUUUUAGUAUUGUAUUAUCCGGUGGUAGCUCGUCAAUGUUUACCUUUUAACCCUGUGCCUUGGUAUUCCUAUAUUAUGAAUCAUGUUUUGUCUGGUAGAUUCAGGAAUUAAAAUUACUGAAACAUAUUUAAAAUACAAGUUGAAUUGAUUGUCUGUCAUUUUCAGCAAGACAAAACUGCUUCUCCCUACUGGCCACUGUAACAAGAGUACCAGUCUACUCAGUCCACAACCAGGUCAGUGCAAGCACAGUCUCACCGAAGUCAAAUUGGACAUAAAUCAUCUUGGACCUAAGUCAACUUGGACUUCAAUCAACUUUAUGGUGAAAUCAGAGGUAAAUACGGUCAGACCACUAAAUAAUAAUCAAUCUGAGUCAUAAUUUCACUAACCUUAACUUUACAAAGACAGCAAACAAAUUCAAAGUGAAAUAACUGUAUGUGUUGUAUUGCAAGACAGAAUGGGCCCAGACAGAAUGGGCCCAGAUUUCACCAACAAGAUUUAACAUACAGGUUAAAAAUUAUCAUAAACGCCUGAAAGUUGAAAUAAAAGGCAAAAGAGGAAACACAAAAUACUAAAGGCGGGGUGCCAAUACUUUUGUCAGUAUUUACAUGUUUUCCCUUGGUCACAUACUAAGAUUACAUGGCCUGAAUUAUCAUUUUCCUGCAGAUGACACCCAAAUGUAUGCACAUACUAAAUCUGAUGUUGAUGUUGCUGCCUCUGUGCUUGCUGAUUGCAUUUCUGAUAUUAAGAAUUGGAUGUCACAAAACUUUCUGCAUCUUAACUGUGACAAGACAGAGGUUAGGUUGCUAGGCACUGCCCACCAGUUACGUAAAACCAAUGCUGUAAACUUGUCAGUUGAUGGUUCUAUGCUUGAGUUUAAAUCCAAAAUGAGAAAUAUGGGAGUUAUUUUUUAUCUGAAAUAUCGCUAGGGUGUGACCUAUGCUUUCUGCUUCUGUAGCUGAAAAGCUGGUUCAUGCAUUUAUUUUUUUCAAGAAUUGAUUAUUGUAACACUCUGCUUGCAGGCAUCUCCAAAAGCACGCUGUCCAAAUUACAACAUGUUCAGAACUCAGCAGCUCGUAUCCUGACAAGGUCACGUGCAAGGGAUCACUCCUGUUCUAGAGUCCCUGCACUGGUUGCCUGUCAGGUUUCGUGUUGGUUUUAAAAUGUUACUUCUUACUUUUAAGGCUUUACAUGGUUUGGCUCGACAGUAUUUAUCUGAUCUCUUAUCAGUCUACACCGCUUCACGCAACCUUCACUCAACUGAUCUUGGAUUGUUAUGUGUCCCCUCUGUUCAGGCGCUAUAUAAAAUAAAGUUUAUUAUUAUUAUUAUGAUGAUGAAUAAAUAC
Messenger RNA from Acipenser ruthenus (sterlet), 6812 nucleotides. Its product is annotated as neuronal PAS domain-containing protein 2-like. The record is from RefSeq and is a predicted model, not a curated record. Bases 516 to 3152 code for a protein of 878 amino acids. Gene Ontology annotation, biological process: regulation of transcription by RNA polymerase II; circadian regulation of gene expression. Gene Ontology annotation, molecular function: protein dimerization activity; DNA-binding transcription factor activity, RNA polymerase II-specific; RNA polymerase II cis-regulatory region sequence-specific DNA binding. Gene Ontology annotation, cellular component: cytoplasm; CLOCK-BMAL transcription complex; nucleus. The transcript is spliced from 21 exons. Lineage: Eukaryota; Metazoa; Chordata; Actinopteri; Acipenseriformes; Acipenseridae.